Molecule: messenger RNA, 217 nt
Organism: Medioppia subpectinata
Lineage: Eukaryota; Metazoa; Arthropoda; Arachnida; Sarcoptiformes; Oppiidae
Source: the annotation of a GenBank genome assembly
CAAAGACGAACUCGAGAUGAUGUUAAAACACGCAGACAUCGCAACUAAACCAGCGAUUCCUAUACUAUUCUUCGCCAACAAAAUGGACUUAAAAGAGUCGCUUUCGAGCGUCAAAAUCAGUCAAACACUGGGUUUGGAUCAGUUCAAGAACAAAGCGUGGCACAUUCAGGCCUCGAAUGCAGUGACCGGCGAUGGACUGAUGGACGGCAUCGAGUGG